GGCUUCUUCCUUUCUCUUUGGCUGUCAGCUAAGUAUUGGGAGACAUUAUUAUUCUCUCAAAAACAUUUGUUUGGCAACUGAGAAAGUAAAGGAAAACAAGAGAAAAAAAUGAGCGGAACAGUAAAGAAAGUUACAGAUGUGGCAUUCAAAGCAUCAAAAAAAAUUGAUUGGGAAGGUAUGGCUAAGCUCCUAGUCUCCGAUGAAGCUCGCAAGGAAUUCGCCACACUUCGCCGCACUUUCGAUGAAGUUAAUUCCACCCUCCAGACCAAGUUCAGCCAGGAACCUGAACCUAUAGACUGGGAAUAUUAUAGGAAAGGAAUUGGCUCUCGCUUAGUGGAUAUGUACAAAGAGGCUUAUGAUAGCGUAGAGAUCCCCAAGUUCGUGGACACAGUUACCCCUCAAUACAAGCCUAAAUUUGAUGCAUUGUUGGUGGAAUUGAAAGAAGCAGAGGAGAAAUCUCUGAAGGAGUCGGAGCGUUUGGAGAAAGAAAUUGCAGACGUUCAAGAGUUGAAGAAAAAGCUGAGCACCAUGACUGCUGAGGAGUACUUUGCAAAGCAUCCUGAGCUCAAGAAGAAGUUUGAUGAUGAGAUCAGAAAUGACUACUGGGGCUAUUGACCAUAAUAGUUGUUUAUGGCACUUGACCAAAUUUCUGCCCAGAAUUAUGAACUCAAACGUGUUCCUGUUCUUUUGCAAUAAUAAUUGCCAAGCAAUUGUUUCAUGGUAAUUUGGGUGCUCUCGGAUUGUAGAAUUUGAGCUUCUCUGUCAAAUGCUAGAUUUCCGUCUCACAAGAAUGGUUAAAUUUACAAGAUAAUGCUUUUUGUUCAAGCAACAUAAAUAAUCAAUCUUUUUUACCUCCCA
This is a messenger RNA of Ricinus communis (castor bean), 858 nucleotides long. Its product is annotated as ATP synthase subunit d, mitochondrial. Gene Ontology annotation, biological process: proton motive force-driven ATP synthesis. The record is from RefSeq and is a predicted model, not a curated record. The transcript is spliced from 5 exons. Gene Ontology annotation, molecular function: proton transmembrane transporter activity. The coding region runs from base 109 to 615 and encodes 168 amino acids. Lineage: Eukaryota; Viridiplantae; Streptophyta; Magnoliopsida; Malpighiales; Euphorbiaceae.